AGCUCAUUUCCGAGCAGGUGACACACGGUGAGAAGAUUCACUCUUACACCAAAAAUACUGCAAGAACCGAACAAAAGCAUCUGCAGGUAGGAAAGCUGAAAACACUGGGAGCAUUUUGUGAGUUUAAAACUUGCACUUUAACCUGCCUGCAGACUCCAAGAUAAGAUCUGAGCGAGCCCUGACUGAAAGUGAAAGUAACUUUAGAAGAACUCUCUCGACUGCCUGACUCUGCUGCCAGUUUUCUUUUGGCUGUGGGAGAAAAUGCAUUCCAUCUCCGAGGAGGACCUCUGCUGCCCGAUCUGCACUGGGAUCUACAGGAACCCCGUAGUGCUGUCCUGCAGCCACAGCUUCUGUAAAAUUUGCAUACAGAAAUGGUGGCAGGGGAAAAAGGAGCGCGAGUGUCCAUGUUGUAAGAGGAAAUCCUCAAAGAGUGACCCCCCGAAUAACUUGGCCCUGAGGAACCUGUGUGAGGCCUUCUUAUCGGGCAGCGAGCAGAGAGAGUCGGCAGGUCUGUGCAAACUGCACUCUGAGAAGCUCCGCCUCUUCUGCCUGGACCAUCAGCAACCGGUUUGUCUCGUCUGUCGAGAGUCAAAGAUGCACAAACAGCACGAGUUCAGACCCAUCGACGAGGCCGCACAGGAUCACAGAGUGAAGCUCCAGAUUGAACUCACGCCUCUGCAAGAGAAACUGGCUCUUUUUGAAGAAUUCAAAGAGAAAUACGAUCAAACAGCAAAGCACAUGGUGGCCCAGGCUCAGCAGACAGAGGAACACAUCAAGGAGCAGUUCAAGAAGCUCCAUCAGUUUCUCCAAGAGGAAGAGGAGACCAGGAUCGCUGCUCUGAGAGACGAACAGGACCAGAAGAAUCAGCUGCUGAAAGGAAAGAUUCAAGUUCUGAGCAGAAACAUUUCAGUUCUGUCAGAUGUUAUCAGAGCCACAGAAACGGAGCUGAGAGCUGAAGACGUCCCAUUCCUGAACAACUACAAGGCUGCAGUGGAGAGAGUCCAGCAGCUUCCCCAUCUGCAAGAUCCAAAGCUGAUCUCUGGGGUUCUGAUCGACGAGGUCAACCAUGUGGGCAACCUGGCCUUCAACAUCUGGAAAAAGAUGAAGCAGGUGGUCUCCUGGGCUCCCGUGAUUCUGGACCCGAACACGGCCGACCCGGAACUCAAAGUGUCCGCAGAUCUGAGGAUCGUGAAAGCCGUGAAGCAACAGAAGCUUCCGGCAAACCCAGAGAGGACCAAAUACUCCUGCUCCGUCCUUGGUUCCCAAGGCUUCAACUCCGGAAGUCACUCCUGGGAAAUUUACGUCGGAAACAACAAGGACUGGGAACUGGGCGUGCUGGGAGACCAAACGGGGUCAAACGGACGCCUGCAGUCGAGACUUUGGAGGAUUCUGUUCUCUGACGGCAAACUGACGGCAUUCUCUUCGUCAGAUGUAGAGAAACAUCUGACAGUCAAGACCAAGCUGGAGAAGGUCAGAGUUCAUCUGGACUUUGGUCGUGGAAAGUUGUCAUUCUCAAACAGCGACACUGAAACACACUUACACACCUUCAUGCACAAGUUCUCCGACACAGUGUUUCCCUACAUUUACACUGAAAGCCCACAGCCACUGAAGAUUCUGCCGGCGAAGGUGUCUGUGACUGUGGAGUGUGUGUAGCUGAGUAAAUGAAGAGAAAGACUGAUGCUGCGUUCACACCGGACGCAUCGUGGGCUUCGUCGAGGCUUAGGACGCCUCGAAGCUGACGCUUAUGAUGCUUCAAGCACGAUGCAUGACACCAGGAGGUCACAAAGCUCACGACGCUCGCCAGUUUAUUGGAGGCUGAACGGGAGGCUGUGAUUUCUGUUUCCAGCUCUGGCGGAAACGCAUUAGGAGAGUGGAUUGGCUUUAUUUGUUAGCUAGCUAACCCUAUGCUUUCUAUUCUUGUCUCUGUAGUGGUCUGACGACGUGUCAUAAAGCUCAGGACGAGCGCACACAGCCACAAUCAACUUCCAAUCUUCCAUCGCUGUCUUUCUUUUCCGGACUCCUGGUCCUGACGUGAAACGUAGUGACGUAGCACCGGAGGGAUCGUCUCUGAUUGGUUGACGCCCCGCAGCAGCGGGUCGAAAGUUCAGUUUUCCCAACUCUCAAAAAGCGACGCUCACGACGUCGCUGACGCCGGGGACGCAUGUCCUGGGCGUCAGACGCUCGAAAUGCUUGAAAAGUCGAUGCUCCUGACGCUCCUGAAGCGCCACCCCGCCGCCCGCCGCUCCACGACGCUCGUCCACCAUAGACUUUGCACAGAAAAGCGCCGCCCGUGACGCUUGCGACGUAUCCGGUGUGAACGCACCAUGAGUCUUCUUUGAAGCAGCUUUAUUACUGAGGUGGGAUGAGAGUUUGAAAAUAAUGUGAGACGUGAUAAAGGUUUACUGACGGCACUGAAAGGUGAUUUCAGAUUAAAAAAAAAAAAAAGAUGGCAUUUAAGUGUGAAUAUUAUUACUAUAAAUGUUCUGAAUGGAAGUAGGUCGGACAGGGAGUUAUGUAAUUCUGUUGUCAUAAAAGGUUUAGAGCUGGUUUAGAGUUUUCGCAUCUAAACUAAAGUGAUUGUUUAACAAAGGAGGUAUUUUUAGAAUAAUCAGAAGAUUUUUGCUGCGUUCUUGAUUGAGAGUUAGAUGUAAAAAUAGAAUUACCAAAAAUAAUCGUAUGUUGUUGAGUGUAUGCUUCAUUUAUUUGGAUAAUGCAGAUUAUUUUAAAGUGAGAUGUCAAUAAGCAACAGUCAUGUUCUCAAAUCUGUCAAAAAAAAAACAGAAGAAAAGUUUUUUUUCUUUGUAAUUGAUGGCUUCAGUUGUGGGACAAUAAAAAAAAA
Salarias fasciatus (jewelled blenny) is the source of this 2839-nucleotide messenger RNA. RefSeq names its product tripartite motif-containing protein 35-like. The coding region runs from base 262 to 1653 and encodes 463 amino acids. The record is from RefSeq and is a predicted model, not a curated record. Gene Ontology annotation, molecular function: ubiquitin-protein transferase activity; zinc ion binding; protein binding. Gene Ontology annotation, biological process: protein ubiquitination. The transcript has a single exon. NCBI's taxonomy places the organism in Eukaryota, Metazoa, Chordata, Actinopteri, Blenniiformes, Blenniidae.